Messenger RNA from Brassica napus (rape), 3329 nucleotides. RefSeq names its product cation/H(+) antiporter 8-like. Gene Ontology annotation, molecular function: antiporter activity. Gene Ontology annotation, cellular component: membrane; endomembrane system. The record is from RefSeq and is a predicted model, not a curated record. NCBI's taxonomy places the organism in Eukaryota, Viridiplantae, Streptophyta, Magnoliopsida, Brassicales, Brassicaceae. The transcript is spliced from 3 exons. The coding region runs from base 481 to 3216 and encodes 911 amino acids. Gene Ontology annotation, biological process: proton transmembrane transport; regulation of pH.
CGUGUUUUAGUCAACUGAACCUAAUUCAUUUUACUUCAUAAACUUUAUUACAGAGAUGUAAUUCAUCUCCAAUGAUGUUAAAUUGUAUUCAAAUCAAAGUCUUUGGUUUACAUCUGAGUGCUUCACAUGAAAGAAUUUAAGGAAAAAUUGAAAACUAUGUACUAUUUUUUUACGUGUUUUGUGGAGUACCAAACCAGUACCCAAAGCACGUCCAAAAAAUAGUACAUAGUUGAUGUACCGAGAAUAUAUAACCGUUAUAAAUAAUGCAUUGCAAGUCAACAGCCAGACACAUGAAUCGCUAAAAGAAACUAGAAAGACAGUACAACUGAAUGACAGUCGUCAAUCUCUUAUGGUUUAACUUGAUAUACUAUUUAUAGAGUGGAGAAAUAGCUCAGAAAAACGUCGAAAACUAUAUAUAUCUAUAAAUGUCCAAAAUGUGUUUCCAAAACAGCAGGACCUAUUAACAGAAUAUACAUCUGUAUGUCCUCCUUGUGUACAUAUGGUUUGUCUUUUCAAUUUCUAAAGGAAUCCAACAUUUCUUCAUCGUAUUCCCCAAUUUUUUUCCUUGUAACAUAUCUCUCAAAAGAUUUUAAAUUCAUGGAAGUAAUGGGAAAUACGACGGGUCCAAUUCUCGGGGAGCCGGAGGCGGAUUUUAGGGGAGAGACAUUUGCGCCGCCGCCAGGACAGGCAGGCACGGGUGAUACUUUGGGGGGUGAUGUAAAUUGGAUAUAUGAUAUGGCUUGGUAUGGUGAAGCUGUAAGAAAAAGUGAUGGAUUUAUAUGCGAGGAGCAUCCUGCCAAAUUGUCUUCUGAUGGUGUUUGGGAGAAAAUCAUUUAUAAAGGUGAGGGUCUUCGCAUUUGGCAAUAUCGUCUUCCGAAUCUAGAGAUUGUCAUAUUGUUUGUGUUCUUCCUUUGGCAAUUCUUCAACAUCUUGUUCAGGAAAAUGGGUCUUAAGAUUCCCAAGUUCACCUCUAUGAUGAUUGUGAGUUCUACUUCUCCUCAUUAUUUUGUAAAAUUUAAUAAUUAUCUGCUCUUGAAAACAUUCCUGACAAUACAAUUUAUUCUGUUUGUGUUGAAGGCGGGGUUACUCUUGAACGUUAUACUUACUGUUUCGGGCGAUAAGUCGAUUAUUCAAGAGUUAUUGUUCCCUAAAAAUAAAAUAGAUGUUCCGGGAUGCCUUGGAUUAUUUGGGUUCAUGAUAUUUUGGUUCCUCAAGGGUGUUAAAAUGAACUUCAAGAGAAUCCUCAAGGCUGAAUCAAAGGCAAGAGUAACUGGAGUGGCAGCGGUUACUUUCCCUAUAAUGGUUGGUCUCGUGAUUUACAUGUCAGUUGAGAAACGAACGCUCCUAGCCAAACCGUAUGGUCCAUUGUUGCUAAUGGAGAGCCUCACGUCUUUUUCGGGAAUCGCAAGGCUCUUGAGAGACCUUGACAUGAACCACUCAGCUCUUGGUCGGGUGGCUUUAUCCGCAGCCUUAAUCUCAGAUAUGAUCGGACUCUUCUACAUGGUGAUGCUGGUCCCUAUUACUAAUCCAACGUUUGUUAGCUUUGGUUUACUUAUAGAAAUUGGUUUCUAUCUCGCCAUUUGUUUCGCUGUUGUGAGGCCCAUCAUGUUUAAGAUAAUAAAAAGAAAACGUGAAGGGAGACCCAUCGACGACAAGUACAUCUACGGGAUUAUCAUCAUGGUUUGUCUAGCGUGUAUGUAUUGGUACGAUCUUGACCAGUUUCCUGCACUUGGAGCCUUCUUGCUUGGUCUCGCCAUCCCCAAUGGACCUCCUAUUGGUUCUGAACUGGUUGAACGUCUAGAGAGCUUCAACUUUGGUCUUAUAUUGCCUCUCUUCAUUACAUCCAGUAUGCUCAGGACUGAUAUCAGCGCUUGGAAAGAUUGUUUAACCGACCACACUAAAUUCGCGGUUGCAUCUCUCAUCGUACUCAUCUCCUUGUUGAAGUUCUCUAUCUCAAUGAUCAUACCUUACCUCUAUAAAAUGCCACUGAGAGACUCUGUCGUUCUUUCCCUUAUCAUGUCCCAUAAGGGUAUCAUCGAACUGAGUUUCUACCUAUUCUCUUACUCCGCCAAGGUUUUCACUAGAGAUACCUUCUCGAUCCUAGUCUUGUCCAUCGUCCUCAACUCGUUGAUCAUACCAAUAGCGAUCGGAUUUAUCUACGACCCCUCGAAGCAAUUCUUGUGCUACCAAAAGAGAAACUUAGCAAUUAUGAAAAACUCUGGAGAGCUAAAGACUCUAGUAUGCAUCCAUAGACCAGACCACAUAUCUUCCAUGAUCAACCUUCUAGAAGCUUCUUAUCAAUCCGAGGAGAGCCCUCUUACUUGCUACGUACUUCACCUCGUCGAGUUACAAGGUCAAGACGUUCCCACUUUGAUCUCACACAAAGUCCAGAAACUUGGAGUCGGGUCGGGGAAAAAAUAUUCGGAAAACGUCAUCCUCUCUUUCGAACAUUUCCACCGUUACGUGUGCAGUUCCAUUUCCAUUGACACAUUCACAUGCAUCGCGAACGCGAACCACAUGCAAGAUGAUAUUUGUUGGCUAGCUCUCGAUAAAGCUGUCACGCUUAUCAUUCUCCCUUUCCACCGUACCUGGUCUCUCGACCGAACAUCCAUCGUCUCCGAUAGUGAAAUGAUCCGGUUUCUCAAUUUUAACGUCUUGAAACAAGCUCCUUGUUCUGUCGGCAUCCUUAUCGAACGACAUCUCGUUAAGAAAAAACAAGAGUUCCAAGAAAACCUCAAGGUUUGUGUUAUAUUCGUGGGAGGAAAAGACGACAGGGAAGCAUUGGCCUUCGCGAAGAGAAUGGCUCGUCAAGAGAACGUGACACUUACCGUUCUACGCCUUGUAGCAUCUGGAAAGAGCAAAGAAACGACAGGAUGGGACCAAAUGCUCGACACCGUGGAACUAAGAGAGUGUAUGCGAAGCAGUGAACCAAAUGAUCAACCAGGAACGCCGAAAGAGGAAGUUUCCACAAUUUACUUGGAACAAGAGAUAAUAGAUGGAGCAGAUACGUCAAUGCUUCUACGUUCCAUGGCAUUUGAUUACGACCUUUUCAUUGUUGGAAGGACAUGCGGUGAGAACCACGAGGCGACAAGAGGGAUAGAGAAUUGGUGUGAGUUUGAGGAGCUUGGAGUCAUUGGUGAUUUCCUGGCCUCCCCGGAUUUCCCGAGCAAAACAUCCGUGUUAGUAGUUCAACAACAACGAACGGUCAGCCAAUAACUAGAAAAAGCGCACUACUUUGUUCCAUAUCUCUCUUUUGUAACAUUUACAAUAAAGUUUGAAAAUACGAAAAAUCAUAUAUGAGUACUUAUCAUUUGGUUUGUUCAUUGUUA